This is a messenger RNA of Drosophila eugracilis, 1250 nucleotides long. It is a transcript of the gene Den1, whose product is annotated as sentrin-specific protease 8. Gene Ontology annotation, biological process: proteolysis. NCBI's taxonomy places the organism in Eukaryota, Metazoa, Arthropoda, Insecta, Diptera, Drosophilidae. The transcript is spliced from 2 exons. Gene Ontology annotation, molecular function: cysteine-type peptidase activity; deNEDDylase activity. Bases 273 to 920 code for a protein of 215 amino acids. The record is from RefSeq and is a predicted model, not a curated record.
UAUAGUGAAGAUAAGACCAAAAGAAGACGAAAAGGUUAUAAGUUGAGCGGAAAAAAGAUUUGUUUAUUGGAUAACCGGUGUUGGAAAGUUCAAGGUACUUGCUUCCAAACAGCCAAAUAAAUGGUAAUACGCGAGGAGUUUCUAAAACACGGACAAAUUGCGAGGUCACGAAAUCGACGAGAAACCAUUUUACGUGGCAACAUACACGCCAGAACCAGAACCAAAAUCCGAAUUCUCGGCGCUCUAGGUUUAACAAUAACUACCAUACCAAGAUGGGCAGCAACUCCAAAGCUGACCCCAUCUCGCUGACCUUCCACGACUCCUGCCUGAGGAUGUCUGAUGUCCAAUUGCUUCAUGGACCGCACUGGCUGAACGACCAGAUCCUGAGCUUCUACUAUGAGUACCUGUCCCACAUGAAGUACAAGACGAACGCGGACCUGCACUUCAUCGCUCCGGAGGUGACACAAUGCAUGAAGUAUAUGGAUAACCAGGAGCUGAGACAGCUACUCGACCAGAGUCAUGCGACUGGAAAGCCCUUCAUCUUCUUCGCCCUGAAUGACAACGAGAGCACCGAAGCCGGUGGCACACACUGGUCGCUGUUGGUUUUCUCGCGGCCGGAAAAGACCUUUUAUCACUUUGAUUCGUACGGGAACAACAAUACGGGAAACUCCGUGGAGCUAAUGAACAAAAUUAAGGACCUGCUGGGCGCACGCCAGGCCAAAUUUAGGCCAAUGCGAUGCCUUCAGCAGGCGAAUGGCUACGAUUGCGGAAUCCACGUCAUCUGCAUGACGGACCAUAUCGCCGACUACCUAAACAGGUACGAGGUGAUUGACGGACUGCCCACUCUGCACAUUGACACCGUGAAGGCCAAACGCACGGAGCUACUAAAACUCAUACUUUCGCUGGGCGGCAAGGGCUAAAUCCUGUCAGGGAUUCCCCGAAUUACUAGUAUUAAGUGACCAAAUUAAGGAUGUACCUUGUUGCCGGAUGAAGAGAGGGGACCACCGGGAUAACAAAUGUGAAUGCGAUAUCCUUGAUAUUGAUAAUUUUAAUUUAUUUAGUUCCCCUUGCCGAAUAAAAAUGUUUAUUUGAAGAGCAGUGCCAGGCACUAAAAAAAAAAAAGGAAAAAAAAAAACCAACACAAACAAAUGCUCCCUGAAACCUGUGCGUCGGCAUAUCUUUAAGUUAGGUCUUUUAAAUAAAGAUUUGUUUAUCCACAAAGCGCGUUGGACUCGAAUUCAGCAUUCUAA